Salvelinus sp. IW2-2015 is the source of this 1559-nucleotide messenger RNA. RefSeq names its product alpha-tectorin-like. The record is from RefSeq and is a predicted model, not a curated record. Gene Ontology annotation, cellular component: extracellular matrix. NCBI's taxonomy places the organism in Eukaryota, Metazoa, Chordata, Actinopteri, Salmoniformes, Salmonidae.
CUGUAGGUGGAAUGCAAGAACUUCUCCUGCGGCCCCAACGGGAUGUGUGAGGUGGCGAACGGAGUCCUCAAUUGCCAUUCUGUGGGGAAAGGGGUGUGUCCGGUGGCACCCACUACACGUCUUUCGACAGGCUGGCGUAUGACUUCCAGGGCAUGUGUACCUACACCCUGGCCAAGGGCAGUGGUCUGGAGAGGAUCCACCUGGUGGGCUUCUCUGUACAGGUGGAGAACGAGAAGUGGAACAAACAGUUGUCUGUCACCAUGCAGGUGGCUCUGGAUGUGUACAACUACACCCUGGUCCUCAAUAAGAAUGUUAUUGGAGUUCUGGUGAAUAGAAUGUUCAACCACCAGCCCCUGAGUCUGAGUGGCGGUGCAGGUCUUCCAGGAGGGCUUCCACUAUAUCAUCACAACGGCCUGCACGUCACCUACGACCUCGUCUACCACGUUACGGUCACUGUGCCUGGAAACUAUCGGGGCAAGACCAGCAGCCAAUGUGGCAAUUUCAAUGGUAACCCUGGUGAUGACUUACUCCUGCCCAACGGCAAGCUGUUGAAAGACGUCACCACCUUCGGGAAGUUGGUGAUCCCGGGCAAGUUGUGUGAUGCUUGCACCCAGAACACCUGUCCCAAGCGUGACCCGGCACAGAGGGCUGUGUUUGAGAAGCCCCACUACUGCGGGGUCAUCACGGCCCCUUUGCCACCUGCCAUAGCAAGCUGGACCCCAAGCCCUACUUCAACGACUUCAUCUUUGACGUGUGUGCCUUGGAGAGUGAUGGAAAGGUCCUGUGUGACGGCCUACGCCUUCAACUGUCACAUGGCAGGGGUUGACGUCAAGAACUGGAGGACGGCGUCAUUCUGUCCCAAUAGUCACUGCGAGGUGUAUGUGGAUGCCUGCUCAGACCUCGCAGAAAUAGACCAGUGUUCCAACAGUUGCUCUGAAGGCUGUGAGUGUGACGCAGGCUUCUUCUUCAACCGACAAACAUUCAUCGAGCAGCACCAGUGCGGCUGCUAUGAAGAUGGACGGUCCUAUAAGCCUGGUGAGGUGUCGUUCGAGGGAGACUGUGGCAGGAAGUGUUCCUGUGACCCAGUCAAGGGCCUGGUGUGUGUUGACCACUCCUGCCCUAAGGACACCAAGUGUCUGGUCAGGAAAGAUGUCAAGGCAUGCUACGACACUGGUAAGGCCCAAACACAUCUCUGAGCAGGGGAAUACAUUCUGAAUACUAGAGAGAACACUGCAGUAAACUCCAUAUUCAAUUGCUACAUUUAGUGGAUUGUUACUGCACCCUUAUCCUGUGUAGAUUCGUGUAAAGCUUCUAACUGCCGUAUGAAGGAGAAGGCGAAGGGGCAGGCAGUGUGCCUUCCCCGGUACAUAGGGACCUGUUGGGCCUGGGGUGAUCUCCACUACCAAACCUUCGACGGCUACAACUACGACUUUCAGGGAACAUGCAAGUACGCCAUCUCCACGACCUGUGGGGAUCUAGCAGGACUGGUGCCUAUCUCUGUCGCCGAGCAGAACGAUAACUGUGGCAACAAGGCAGUGUUGUAUGCGAGGGAGGUAGUA